Messenger RNA from Papilio machaon (common yellow swallowtail), 660 nucleotides. Its product is annotated as sulfated surface glycoprotein 185-like. The record is from RefSeq and is a predicted model, not a curated record. Bases 1 to 660 code for a protein of 219 amino acids. The transcript is spliced from 2 exons. Lineage: Eukaryota; Metazoa; Arthropoda; Insecta; Lepidoptera; Papilionidae.
AUGAAGUUAUUACUCAAGGCAACAAUUACUCUUCUAGUAAUAAACCUAGUAAAAUGUUCUAUAGACGGACUAUCAUACAUGGACAUACAGAAGUCAAAAAAAUACAAUAUAAUUCCAAAAGUUGAGGAUCCAUGUAAUCCUCUAUAUUGGUAUCCCAGACCUAUUCCAGAUUAUUGUUAUUUCAAUAACGGACCGAAAACGGAAAAGCCGAUAAUUGGACCUAUACCAAUGCCGAUUCCUGUACCAGUAUUUCCAAAACCGAUAGGUCCAGUACCUCUUUUACCUCCACCGCCUUCACCUCUAGUUCCAGCACCUUUACCAGUUGGUGUACCAUUUGCUCCAAACCCUAUGAUGCCAGUAAGUUCUGGAGUAGCUUAUCCAAUUGCAUCAAAUCCUCUACCUCCACCAUUCCUUCCAUAUAACACAUAUGCAUCUUACGGCAACCAACAAGCGGGAAUGGUACCAGGAAUCAGAGGAAUCGUAACACACGAUGGGGGAAUUAACAUUUUACCAUUUUCCGACGCGUACUCUGACAUGCUAGAGAAACACAAACAGAAAAUGAUACGAAGAAAACUCCAGAGAGUUCUAGACGACUACGAAGAUUAUCCCAAGAACUAUUACAGGCUACGAAAGAGGCUAAGAAGCGCGUACAUUGAUUGA